Molecule: messenger RNA, 1710 nt
Organism: Durio zibethinus
Lineage: Eukaryota; Viridiplantae; Streptophyta; Magnoliopsida; Malvales; Malvaceae
Product: xyloglucan O-acetyltransferase 4-like
Cellular component (GO): Golgi apparatus
Molecular function (GO): O-acetyltransferase activity
Source: RefSeq, a predicted model, not a curated record
UUAUUUUAGAAGGAAAGAAAAAAAAAAUUAACCCUUCUCUCUCUUUUUCAGACACUCAACUCAUAAAAUCUAAGACAAAACCCUUGUCUGUCUGUCCCUUCUUUCCCUCAUUUUUAUUAAUUUGAUGUUAAAUGGAGAAAUAGAGAAAAUGAAGUCUUCUUCAUCUUCUUCUUUUUUCCAAGAUAAAACACAUAACUAUAACAAAAAAGAGAGAUGCCUAAACAUGGUGAUGCUCCCUCCAUUCUUCUUGUCUUCUCUUCUUGUAACUGUCAUAUUCAUACUCUUCAUCCUCUAUUCUCCAAACCCUUUAAAGGCCAUGUCCAAACUUGACCUUGGUCAAACACUUGAUUUGAUCAAACCUCCUAAUACUACAUUUCUAGGUGAUCAUGAUGAGAUUUUGAACUGUGACUUGUCUAAGGGUCAUUGGAUACCUGACCUGCAAGGGUCUCUAUAUACAAACUCAAGUUGCACCACAAUUCCUACUUCAAAGAAUUGUUUCCACCAUGGAAGAAAAGACAGAGAUUUCCUGAAUUGGAGAUGGAAACCUGAUCGAUGUCAUCUUCCGAGGUUUGAUCCUAAGACAUUCCUGGAAUUUGUUCAAGGGAAGAAACUUGCAUUCAUUGGUGACUCAGUUGCCAGGAACCACAUGGAGUCUCUCCUUUGUCUCCUGUCAAAGAUCUAUUUUCAGGUUUUUAUUGCACCCUUUUACCUCUACCGAUAUCAGUGUGCCUGUUUCCCAAUCUGUAUAGUAGAAACUCCCAAAGAUCAUUACCAAGAUUCGGAAGACAGGAAAAGGGUAUGGUACUUUCCUGGUCAUGACUUCACUCUCAUGAUUCUUUGGACGAAAUUCCUUGUAGAUGGUGAAGAAAGAGUGGUCAAUGGUUCAACAUCUGGCAUUUUUGACUUGCACCUUGACAAAAUUGAUAAAGAAUGGAGCAGAGAUCUUCCUGCUCUAGACUAUGUUGUCAUCUCAGAUGCACAUUGGUUUUUCCGACCAAUUUACCUACAUGAUGACACUGGUGUUGUUGGAUGUGUGUAUUGCAAUAACCCAAAUGUGACAGAUUUUGGUGUCGGAUUUGCACUCAAGAUGGCUUUUCGUUCUGCAUUAAAUCAUAUUAACUGCUGCAAGAAAUGCAAAGUGAGGGUUACGCUCAUCAGGACAUUUUCACCAGCUCAUUUUGAGAAUGGGAGCUGGAACACUGGAGGAAGAUGCAACAGGACAAGCCCUUUAAGUGAAGGAGAGAUCGACUUGAGUAGUAAUGAAUGGGAACUGAGGGGCCUGCAAAUGGAAGAGAUCGAAAAGGCAAGAAUAGAAGGAAAUAAGAAAGGAAAAAGGUUUGGAGUUUUGGAUGUCACCAGGGCUAUGCUCAUGAGACCUGAUGGGCAUCCUGGUGAAUUCUGGGGAAACAAGUGGAUGAAGGGUUAUAAUGACUGUGUUCACUGGUGCUUGCCAGGUCCAAUCGACGUAUGGAAUGAUUUUCUGAUGGCGAUUCUGGGAAGAGAAGCUGCAUUAGUUUCUUAGUGAAGGGCCAGAGUCGAUUAGUUAGAAUCAUAUACCAUAGAUAUUUGCAUCUUAAUAAUUGUUCUUCAUUUUGUCUCCCCUUGGCAUAUAUUUUUUAUGGCCAACAGAUCAAUUUUUUUUAUUAUUAGCACAACAAAUCAACAUAUAUUUUCAUUGUAAUAUAGUAGCAAAUAUCAUUGAACCCGGAA